AUGGACGCCGACCAGAGGCCGCCGCGGCGCGGCGCCUACAUCUGCGGCGCGUUCAUCCACCUCCUCGUCUCCGCCGCCCUGGUGGCCGUCGCCUACCGUUUCUCCGGCGCCCAGGGCGCCGCGUGGUCCCUCGGCGCGGUAUUCCUUAGCUGCCUCGCCGUCCCCGUCGUCAUGCGGCGGCGCCCGGGCAUCGCCGCACCCGACGCCGGUGGAGCGGCGGCCAGCGACGGCAGGAGGGAGCUCCCGCCUAAGUUCACGUUCAAGAGGGACGUCCGGGCCGCGGAGGCGCAAUGCAGCAUCUGCCUCGGCCCGGUCCGCGAGGGGGAGAAGGUGCGGCGGCUGCCGGCGUGCGGGCACCUCUUCCACGCCCGCUGCGUCGACAAGUGGUUGCGCGCGCACCCUACAUGCCCGCUCUGCCGCGCCGCCGUCCACGCUGCUGCCCGGCGGCCGGAGGUCUGA
Lolium perenne is the source of this 459-nucleotide messenger RNA. Lineage: Eukaryota; Viridiplantae; Streptophyta; Magnoliopsida; Poales; Poaceae. The record is from RefSeq and is a predicted model, not a curated record.